Molecule: messenger RNA, 1988 nt
Organism: Batrachochytrium dendrobatidis JAM81
Lineage: Eukaryota; Fungi; Chytridiomycota; Chytridiomycetes; Rhizophydiales
Exons: 5
Coding region: 59-961 (300 amino acids)
Biological process (GO): L-cysteine catabolic process
Molecular function (GO): ferrous iron binding; cysteine dioxygenase activity
Source: RefSeq, a predicted model, not a curated record
GGUACAUAAGCACAAGAAUCCCUCAAGAACACUUGACUUGCCAAAAACACAAAUCUGCAUGAAAAUGACUACCGUUUCUAACCAACAAUCAUCCAAGGAUAUGUAUGCUGAAUUGCCUAAAAAGUGUCCUGCUCUAGUCGCUUCCGAGUCUACCAUUACAGACCCUGCAUCACUCGUAUCUUCAGACUCGGACAAUGAAUCCGUAGAGGCUCUCCAGCAGCUCUCCUGCUUCAAGCCCAAAAACACAUCCCAAGCCAUUCCCACUUCUGAAAAAAUCACUGCCUCAUUGGUGCCAACUGACCUUGACGACCUAGUUGCCAUGCUGCACAAGGAACUCGAUGGCGAAGGACUCGACAAUAUGAAUGUCGAACGUGUGAGGGCUAUUAUGGCCAACUACAAAUCUAACCAAGCUGAUUGGGAACGAUUCGCCAUGUUUGAUGCGGGCAGGUAUACACGCAACCUGGUAGACAGUGGUAAUGGAAAGUUCAAUCUGAUGAUUUUGUGCUGGGGUGCUGGUCAGUCUAGUCCUAUUCACGAUCACUCCAACUCUCAUUGUCUGGUAAAAGUACUGGACGGUAACAUUGCCGAGACUCAGUACGACUGGCCAGCAGACUCUCCACAUUGUGCCAACUUGCCAACAUCCGAAUGUGGACUAGCCAUCAAAGGGCAGAGUACGUAUAGCAAGGACAGCGUAACAUACAUGCAUGAUAAACUGGGUCUACACAAGGUAUCCAACUUGUCUGGUGCAGGAGCUGUUUCUCUACAUCUCUACACUCCACCAUUUGAUACCUGCAAGACUUUUUGCGAAAAGACUGGAGUAAGCAGAUCAUCUGGAAAAUGCGUGUUUUAUUCAUGCAAUGGUAAAAAGUCGGCGCAUAUUCAAGACAUCAAGGAUUCUAUAGCUGCUAAAUCCGGCUCUACUUGUGGUUUAUCCUGUGCUUCGUCCACUUCCAGAUGCUGAGUUUGAUUCAAUCUGCAAUUGGCACAAGCUGUGGUUUGGUAAUUUAACAAUUUCCAUACUGGUUGAUAUAAUAGCUGGAUGUGGUUCACAUGGCAGCUAUACAGCUGGACUUGGUUUAUACCACUAAGAGAGAAUAAAUACGAAGCAUAUCAAAAUGAUUCAACUUUCUAGUAAAUGAAUCUUGAGGUUGGAUGAGUUUGAGCUUUUACAAAUUCAACAUUUUACAACCAAAUCUGCAAUAUGAUAUCAAGAUUGAAUGCCGAAUGGAUUGCUGGCUCCAUGUCCAUGUCUAGGACAAAGUAUGCGAAAUGCUCUCCAUCCGCUUUGUAUCGUUCAACUGCCCGUUACAAUCAGGCCUUCAUUCGCAAGUCAAUGCUAUCCACCGUCUCGACUGAGUCUGACUCUGCAACUCCCGAAACAACCCAAAAACUAAUUCAAAAGUUUCCAUCCAUGCUAUACACUACAGUUCCCAAAACAGGACUAACUGUGUCUAGAGUUGGAUUUGGAGGCUAUCGCAUUCGUCCUGAAUUCACUCCUCAUAAACAGGCUCUUUUGACUGCAUUUCAAUCUGGAGUGAAUCUAGUUGAUACCAGCUCGCAUUUCGGUGGUGGUCUUUCUGAACUAUUGAUUGGUGAUGCCAUUCAAGAAGCGAUUGCCUCGAAUGAAAUUUCUCGUGAUCAAAUUGUUGUUGUUUCCAAAGCUGGAUUUGUUCAUGGCCAUCCAAAUCCAUUUCCCGAUCAAAUCUCUACAGGCUCAAACGGCAUCCCACAUUGUAUAUCCCCUGAAUUUCUCGAAGCAGAACUCACUGGCUCACUAGAUCGUUUGGGUCUUUCCAAGAUUGAUACGUUUCUGAUCAAUAGUCCUGAACGUAUGCUGAUGUCAACUGACAAAAAAAUUACCAAGCAACACUUGUAUGAUAUGAUUUAUCGCGCAAUGGAAUAUCUCGAUAAACAAGUGAAACUUGGACGUAUUGGUAGCUUUGGUAUUGCAUCCAACAGUGCCCACAAUCCAAGUUCACCUUAUCAUU